Molecule: messenger RNA, 874 nt
Organism: Argentina anserina (silverweed cinquefoil)
Lineage: Eukaryota; Viridiplantae; Streptophyta; Magnoliopsida; Rosales; Rosaceae
Exons: 1
Coding region: 1-600 (199 amino acids)
Source: RefSeq, a predicted model, not a curated record
AUGGGCAAUUCCACUUCAACCAAGCAAGUUCAUGGCACUGGAAAAGUAAUACUGUCGGAUGGAUCGGUGCAAGAGUUCAGUAAGCAUGAUCUAACGGUUGCUGAGCUGAUGCUAGAGCACCCUCAACAAGUAGUGGUCGAAUUUGGGGCAGCUGUCUCAGGGAGAAGACCGAUCGCAUUGCCCGCUGAUACGAAGUUGGACACGAAAAAGGUUUACUUGAUGCUUCCGAUGAAGCGAGGGAAGCCUUUGUCGUUGUCAUCCGAAGAUAUCCGCAGCGUUCUUUUAAGUGCAAGUUCACUGUUACGGUCAAGAUCAUCAUCAUUGAAGUUCUUGCCUCUCUUUGCAAGGAUAUGCCCUGCAGGAGAUGCACAUGCCUUUGUGUUGACAAAGAAGGAAUAUAGCACGGAGAGGACGUCAGACUCGGAGGUGGUGAGGUCGUAUCUGCCGGAGUUUGACAUGGAAGAAAGUUUGGAUGCGAGGCCGGAAUUUUUGACUAGGCAGCUUUCUGGUAAGGCCACUUGGAAACCAAAUUUGGACACCAUCAAGGAGAAGAAGGUUGAGAAGAAGUUGUCUCGUUGGUACCUUACGUUCAAGUGGUAGAUAUGAAAUAUACCGCAGAAACCAACCCAAAAGGCCAAAUGGGAACGUAGUACAAUUUGCUAGUUAUAUAUAUGGUGAAGGAUGUAGUAUUUUGAUCGGACUGAAUCGAUAUCACGGACAUGAAGAUCUGAUUGUUGUACGUAUGUGUGUGUGUGUUAGUAAUAAUCUGUCUGUUACUGGAUCGAUGUUUAAAUAGAGCUAAUUAAAUAGGUGUAAGAGACUGAUAGUGGCUUGGCUGUAUGAGAAUUUAAAAAUGUUAAUUUCACCCUGCAUU